AUGGCCUUGAAAAGGAGACGGACGACUUCUCCUUCUAGCAGUGUGAGUGCUGGAGAUUUUGACGAUAACCAAACUUCAUCCUUAGUGUCUUCAAUUGGGAGAAAGAGGAGAAGGACCUCAAACAUGCCAACUGUGGAUCCUAUCGCCGUCUGUCACGAACUGUACAACACAAUCAGAGAUUAUAAAGACGACCACGGCAGGAUGCUGUGCGAGCUGUUCAUCAGAGCGCCGAAGAGAAGGAAUCAGCCCGACUACUACCACGUGGUGUCACAGCCUAUUGACAUGAUGAAAAUACAGCAGAAGUUGAAGAUGGAGGAGUACGACGAUGUGGUGCAACUGACCAGUGACUUCCAGCUGUUGUUCAACAACGCCAAAACAUACUACAAGUCUGACAGUCCAGAGUACAGGGCCGCCUGUAAACUGUGGGACCUGUACCUGAGAACCAGGAAUGAGUUUGUUCAGAGAGGGGAAGAUGAUGAUGAUGAAGAGGAGGAUGGUUAUGAUGCACAAGACAAUCCUGGAGGAACGAACGAAGAUGAGAACACUCCCACCAGUUUGAAGGAGGUCCUUGAGCAGCUGCUGGAUGCUGUGGUGUCCUACACCGAACCCACCGGUCACCUGGUGAGCGAGCUGUUCCAGAAGCUUCCGUCCAAAAUGCAAUACCCAGACUACUACGCCAUCACCAAGGAACCCAUUGACCUGAAAAUCAUCGCUCAGAAGAUUCAGCUGGGUCAGUACAGAAGUGUCGGUGCGAUGGCCAAAGACAUCGAGUUACUCGUCAAAAAUGCCAAAACCUAUAAUGAGCCUGGAUCACAGGUGUUCAAGGAUGCCAACACCAUCAAAAAGAUCUUCAUGCAGAAGAAGUCUGAGAUAGAACACGGAGAACCCAUCAAGUCCAGCAUUCGAAUCAGAAAUAGAAGGUCAGCUCAGGGAGACCGCCUCUCAGCGAUCACCAUGGCUCUCCAGUACGAAAGUGACGAGGAAGGAAUCCUCUCAGGGUCUGUUCACUACUACGAAGGUGAAUCGGAGGCCGAGAGCUUCACCUCCAACAUGGACAUGAACAACCCCGUCUUCCAGCUGUACGAAGCCGUGCGGGGGGCCAGGAACGGUCAGGGGCAGCAGAUCUCUGAGCCCUUCUUACAGCUGCCCUCCAGGAAGGACUACCCCGACUACUACCAGCAGAUUAGCCAGCCCAUCUGCCUCCUCCAGAUCAAGAACAAGAUGAAGAACAAUGAGUACGAGAGCGUGGAGCAGAUGGAUUCAGACCUGACGCUCAUGCUGGAGAAUUCCAAACGCUACAACGUUCCCCACUCCUCCAUCUACAAGCGAGCGCUGAAGCUCCAACACAUUCAGCAGAUGAAGAGGAAGGAGCUUCUGCAGAGAGACGACGACGACGGCGACAGCAUGCUGUCCUCAGCCACGUCUGACACCAGCAGCACCAAAAGGAAAAGUCACAAGAAGAACACGAAGAAAAACCGGAUGAAGACGCUCCUGGCUGCAGUGACGGAGGCGCGGCAGGCCGGCACCGGGCGGAGACUCUGUGACCUGUUCAUGGUCAAACCUUCAAAGAAGGACUACCCCGACUACUACAAGGUCAUCCUGGAGCCCAUGGACCUGAGGACCAUCGAGGUAAACAUUCGCUCGGACAAGUACAUGACCGAGGACACCAUGAUAGAAGAUAUGAAGCUGAUGUUCCGAAAUGCCCGGCACUACAACGAGGAAGGCUCUCAGGUCAACAACGACGCCGAUGUCUUAGAGAAGAUCAUGGAAGACAGACGCAGAGAUCUCGGCCCGGUGACUGAUGAUGACGACAUUAUGUCUCCCAAGUUGAAAAUAAGGAAGAACAGUAUUACUCUGAAGAAGUCCAAGUAUUUAACGCCGUUACAACAGAAGCUGCAUGAACUUUAUGAGGCCGUGAAGAACUACACAGACAAACGAGGCCGCCGCCUCAGCACCAUCUUCCUGCGGUUGCCGUCCCGUGCCGAGCUGCCUGACUAUUACCUGGCCAUCAAGAAACCCGUGGACAUGGAGAAGAUCAAGAGCCACAUGUUGGCCAACAAGUACCAGGAUGUGGACGCUCUGGUGGAGGACUUCGUCCUCAUGUUCAACAACGCCUGCACGUACAACGAACCGGAGUCUCUGAUCUACCGCGACGCCCUGGUGCUGCACCGGGUGCUGUUAGAGACCCGGCGUGACCUGGAGGGCGGCGACGACGCCCACGUUCCCGACGUGCCCCGCCUCAUCCAGGAACUGAUCCGCAGCCUGUUCGUGUCGGUACUCGGACACCAAGACGACGAAGGCCGAUGCUACAGCGACUCGCUGGCCGAGAUUCCUGCGGCAGAUCCCGCAAAUCCAGAAAAGCCGCAGCUGAACUUUGAGAUAAUCAGGAAAAACGUGGACCAGGGACAUUACAAGAGGCUGGACGUGUUUCAGGAUCACAUGUUCGAAAUGCUGGAGAAGGCCCGGCGUCUGAACAGGACCGACUCUGAGAUAUUCGAAGACGCGGUGGAGCUGCAGCACUUCUUGAUACGGAUCAGGGACGAGCUGUGUAAGAACGGAGAGAUCCUGAUGUCUCCGGCUCUCAGCUAUUCCUCCAAACACCUGCACAGUGAUGUGGAGAAGGAGAAGAAGGAGAAGCUCCCCAAGGAGUUUGAGGAGGACAAGGUCAAGAGGGAAGAGGAGAAAAAGGAGGCCGAGAAGAGCGAGGGCUCUGGCGGGGGGGCGUGGCAGUCCAACCUGCAUCGCACCUACAGCCAGGACUGCAGCUUCAAGGACAGCAGGUACCACGUUGGAGACUACGUGUACGUGGAGCCCGCGGAGCCGCACCUCCAGCCACACAUUAUCUACAUCGAACGCCUUUGGGAAGACGACACUGGGGAGAAGUGGUUGUACGGCUGCUGGUUCUACAGACCAAAUGAAACGUUCCACCUGGCUACCAGAAAGUUCUUGGAGAAGGAAGUCUUUAAGAGCGACUACUACAACAAAGCUCCCGUCAGCAAAAUCCUGGGGAAAUGUGUGGUCAUGUUUGUGAAGGAAUACUUCAAACUUCACCCAGAAGGCUUCAGACCAGAGGACGUCUACGUUUGCGAAUCGCGCUACUCUGCCAAGUCCAAGUCCUUCAAGAAGAUCAAACUGUGGGCCAUGCCCCUGAGCUCGGUCCGCUUCGUGCCCAGAGACGUUCCGCUGCCCGUGGUCCGAGUGGCGUCCAUGUUUGCCCCCAAACAAGAAGAAAAAUCCCCGGAGAUAGAGGAGGACAGCAAAAUGAUAGACGCUCUAGUGGACAAGGAGAGGGAGGACGUCACCAUCGAAGUGGCCAAUGGGGAGCCAGGAUGUCAGUACUUUGAGCAGCUCUACUACAACAACCACUGGCUCAAAGUUGGAGACUGCGUUUACAUUGGCUCUCAUGGUUUAGUGCGCCAUCGUGUGGGCAGGAUUGAAAAAAUGUGGAUGCGGGACGGCGCCGGCUACUUCUUCGGUCCCAUUUUCAUCCAUCCUGAAGAAACAGAGCACGAGCCAACAAAAAUGUUUUACAAGAAGGAAGUGUUCCUCAGCAACCUGGAGGAGACCUGUCCCAUGACCUGCAUCAUAGGAAAAUGUGUCGUGUCGUCCUUCAAGGACUACUUGUCGUGCCGUCCCACCGAAGUCCCCGAAGAGAACGUCCUGCUGUGCGAGAGUCGCUACAUCGACAGUGAGAAGCAGAUGAAGAAAUUCAAGGGGCUGAAGCGCUUUUCAGUCUCAGCAAAAGUCGUGGAGGAUGAAGUUUAUUAUUUCAGGAAGCUCAUCGUGCCACAGAAGGAGCCGUCGCCUCUGCUGGACCGGAAAAUUGAGGAACUGGAGGCAAAGUUUGCCGAUAUGACAGAUGAGGAGUUGGAGGACCUCGGGGACGACGACGGUGAGCUCGGGGACCACUCCAUCCCUCAGAUGCAGUCUUCCCUCUCCAGUGACAUGGACAUCAUGCCGUACACUCCCCCACAGUCCACACCAAAAUCCAUUAAAGGUCUCUCAAAGAAGGAAGGCUCAAAACGGAAGAUCAACAUGAGCGGCUACAUCCUGUUCAGCAGCGAGAUGCGAGCAGUCAUCAAAGCCCAGCACCCGGACUUCUCCUUCGGGGACCUGAGCCGCCUGGUUGGCACAGAGUGGAGGAACCUGGAGAGUUCCAGGAAAGCAGAAUAUGAAGAACGAGCAGCUAAAGUGGCCGAGCAGCAGGACCGUGACAGGACCCAUCAUCAGAUGUCCCCAAGAGCAGGUACCCCAGUAGGGGCACUGAUGGGGGUGGUGCCUCCCCCAACCCCCAUGGGAAUUCUAAAUUCCAGCAUGACACCUGUGUCAGAAGGUAUGAUGGGUGUAUAUAGGUCAGCUAUGGGCCCCCUGCUGGGUCACGAAGGCAUGGUUAGUAUGACUGGCAUACCGCCUCAUCAUAUGGGGGGGCCCGUCUUCCCCCCCCAUCUCCUUCCAGUUAUGCCUGGGUUCCUUGGAAUGCCACACUUUGGUGUCAGCAGGGAGGGAGGACCUGGAUCAGGACACAUUCAUGGAUCCCAGAUUGCCCCAGGGCAGCAGGCUCCACCUCCGUACCCAGGACAGGGGCUGAUGGGACAACCUGCCCUCCAGCAACCGUCCACCCCGAUGUUCGUGUCUCCACCAGCCAAGACACAACGGCUGCUUCAUUCUGAGGCGUACCUCAGAUACAUAGAGGGCCUGACUGCAGAGUCGUCCACCAUCAGCAAGUGGGACCAAGCGUUGUCAGCUCAAAAGCAAGAUGUUCGUCUGACAAAAGAACAAGAGAGCAAGCUACCAUCUCAUUGGCUGAAGAGCAAAGGCGCCCACAAGACCAUGGCAGACGCCCUGUGGCGACUGCGAGACCUGAUGCUCCGAGACACCCUGAACAUCCGCCAAACGCACCACCUGUAG
Molecule: messenger RNA, 4908 nt
Organism: Cynoglossus semilaevis (tongue sole)
Lineage: Eukaryota; Metazoa; Chordata; Actinopteri; Pleuronectiformes; Cynoglossidae
Product: protein polybromo-1-like
Exons: 29
Coding region: 1-4908 (1635 amino acids)
Biological process (GO): transcription elongation by RNA polymerase II; chromatin remodeling
Cellular component (GO): SWI/SNF complex; RSC-type complex
Molecular function (GO): protein binding; chromatin binding
Source: RefSeq, a predicted model, not a curated record